This is a messenger RNA of Rhea pennata, 6093 nucleotides long. RefSeq names its product transmembrane protein 63C (gene TMEM63C). Gene Ontology annotation, cellular component: plasma membrane. Gene Ontology annotation, molecular function: calcium-activated cation channel activity. The record is from RefSeq and is a predicted model, not a curated record. The transcript is spliced from 24 exons. Lineage: Eukaryota; Metazoa; Chordata; Aves; Rheiformes; Rheidae. The coding region runs from base 200 to 2692 and encodes 830 amino acids.
GGCGCGGAGCCUGCGGGGCGGCGCGGAGCCGAGCGGCGCGGAGCCGGGCGCGGGGCCCUGCCGGCAGAAGUUCAAGCAGAUGUUCCUUGCUCCUGUCUGCUGACUGUGCCAGGGUGGCUGUGAUUCAACCCAGCUUCCAGGAAUGAGAGGGAGAGGUGGUGAGGUACCUAUCUCAGGGUGAGGCCCCACUGCGGCACCAAUGGACAGUGCAUACUCAGUGGAGCCAGCACCAGACGGUGCCGACUCCACCUCACUGGAUGUGCUCAGCUUCCUUGACACCCUGGCAAACAGCACAGAGGAGCAAUGCUUCAGCGCCCACUCCCGCAGCACUGUCCUGCAAGGCCUGCCCUUCGGCGGUGUGCCCACUGUGCUCGCCAUCAACUUCAUCCUCUGGCUGCUUCUCCUUCUGAUCUUCUCCUGCCUUCGGAAAGCAGCUUGGGACUAUGGGCGCCUGGCACUGCUGAUGGACAAUGAUAGUUUGACAUCGCUUUUCUAUGGCGAGCAGAGUGAGAAAGAGAAGUCCCCAUCUGAGACCAGCCCCCUGGACACAGACAACAAAGAUGUGGGAUUCUGCUCCUGGCUCAUUUCUAUCUAUCAAAUGAAGGAUGAGGAGAUUCAGAGUAAAUGUGGGGUUGAUGCCACCACAUACCUCUCCUUCCAGAGGCAUCUCCUGGUCCUACUCAUGCUGGUCUGUGUGCUCUCCGUGGCUGUUAUCCUGCCCGUCAACUUCUCGGGGGACCUCCUGGGAAGCAAUCCCACCCACUUCGGGCGGACAACCAUCGCCAACAUUCCAACACAGGACCGUCUCCUGUGGCUGCACAGUAUCUUCUCCCUCAUCUAUUUCAUCCUUACCAUCCUCUGCAUGGCUCAUCACUCUGUCCAUCUUGAAUACAGGGAGAACGAGAAGGUCGCCCGGACACUGAUGGUCACCCAGAUUCCGAAGGAGAUAACAGACCCUUCUCUGAUCAUCAAGCAUUUCCACGAGGCCUACCCCAGUUGCACCGUCACCAAUGUCCAGUUCUGCUUCGAUGUGCGCAAGCUGAUGAAGCUGGAUGCAGAGAGGCGCAAGGCAAUGAAGGGGCGACUUUACUUCACCACCAAGGCACAGAAAGAAGGGAAGAUCAUGAUCAAAACCCACCCUUGUGCCCGCAUCUUCUGCUGUCGCAUCUGUGACUUUGAGCAGGUGGAUGCCGAGCAGUACUAUGGGGAGCUGGAAGAGAAACUUACAGACGAGUUCAAUGCCGAGCGCAAUCGCAUCACGCUCAAGCGGCUCAACAUGGCCUUUGUCACCUUCCAGGAUGAGAGGAUGACGGCGGUGAUUUUGAAGGACUACAGUCACAUCCACUGUCGGAAGCACCCCCAGCAAUCCUCUGUGACUACAGUGGUCAAGUCACACCACUGGAGUGUUUGCUAUGCUCCUGCACCCAGUGAUAUCAUCUGGGAGAAUUUAUCAGUCCGUGGCACAUCCUGGUGGGUGCGAUUUAUCCUCCUUAACAUCUGCCUCUUCAUUCUCCUCUUCUUCCUUACCACACCGGCCAUCAUCGUCAACACCAUGGACAUGUUCAAUGUCACACGGCCUGUGGAGAGUCUCAAGAAUCCCAUCAUCACCCAGUUCUUCCCUACGCUGCUGCUCUGGGCCUUCUCCGUCUUCCUACCCUUCAUUGUCUACUACUCUGCAUUCUUCGAGUCGCACUGGACAAGGUCAAGUGAAAAUCAACUCACAAUGCACAAGUGUUUCUUUUUCCUGGUGUUUAUGGUCAUCAUUCUGCCUUCACUGGGGCUGACUAGUUUGGAUCUUUUCUUCCGCUGGCUCUUUGACAUGCACUUUCUGGAUGAGGCUGAUAUCAAGUUCCAGUGUGUUUUCCUCCCUGAUAAUGGCGCUUUCUUUGUCAACUACAUCAUCACCUCCAGCCUGAUCGGGACAGCUAUGGAGCUGCUGCGCAUCCCUGGCCUCCUUGUCUACGCUACUCGGCUCUGCUUCGCCAAAUCCGAGCCCGAACGGCUCCACAUUAAGCGGAGCCAAGCCUACCAGUUCCAGUUUGGGCUGGAGUACGCCUGGACCUGCUGCAUCUUCUCAGUCAUCAUGACCUACAGUAUCACUUGCCCCAUCAUUGUACCCUUUGGUUUGCUCUACAUGCUGCUGAAGCACAUGGUCGACCGGUACAACAUAUAUUAUGUGUACAUCCCCACCAAACUGAACCAGCGCCUCCAUGUUGCUGCUAUCAGCCAGGUCGUGGUGGCCCCUAUCUUCUGCAUGUUCUGGCUGCUCUUCUUCUCCGUCCUGCGCCUCGGUCCCACCCGCCCUGUUACCCUCUUCACUUUCGUGGUCCUUCUUUCUUGCAUCAUCUUUUCCUUCUUCGGCCUCUGCCUGAAGAAGUUGCAGCCACGGAAACCUUCCAGCUACCAGAUGUCCAACCAAUCUGACAGCACCUUCAACGAUACGGAGCGGAGCAGCGUCUCCUCCACGCCCAACUCCAACCUCUUCAUGGCCACAGUCCUGCAGGAGCCCGAGCUGAGCCUGACACCGGCGGCCUCCCCGGCACACCAGUCCUAUGGGACUAUGGGCAACCACCUGGAGCCAGCGGAUGACAGGGAGGAGGGCGGCCUACAGAGCUUCGAGACGGAACUGGAAGCAGUGGAGGGCGAGUACAGGACCGGGCCAGUGAUGGAGAGCCAGGCCCGCUACCAGUGAGCAUCCCCACCACCAGGGCAAGGACUGACGAUGCCCGAGAGUGGAGGAUGUUUGGGAGGAGCAGGAAGAGGCCUUCCCCGCGAGCCCAGGCUCCCACACCACCACAUCAACCUUGCUGCCGCCUCAUGGGCACCAGCACCCGUGGGGCCAGCACUUGCCUACCUGCCCCAGCUCACCAACAGCCCUGUGCAUGGGUGGUGCCAGGGGCCUAGGUCCAGGCGGCAGCAGGACUGAUGUGCGGAGAGUGCCCCAUGUCACCCCAUCCCAAGUGUCUGCACGAGGCAGCAGGAGGCUGCGCACCCUUGCUCUGCAGCCCACCUCCACAGCCCCUGCCCCUGGCAGGGAUCGAGCUUGGUUGCCCCAUGCCCUCUCUUGCCACUUCCUCCAGCCUAUGCAGGGCAGAGGGGUGCAGCAGUGUGUGGAGAGGGUCUCUGUUAAAGGCCACGCUUUGGGGGGGGGGGGAGGGAAGAUGUGUGCCCUGCGAGGAAGGGGAGAUGACCCAGACAGUUCAAGUGAAUGUGUCAGAUGGAGAAGCACAGCCCCACAGGUCCCUAGUGCCACUGGAGACAGCCAUGCUCAGGUGCAGUUGCCAAACCUUUGCUUCUCACUGUGCCCACUUGCUGCUGCCACUGCCCUCAGCGGCUCUUUGCUGCCCCUUGGUGCCCAGUGUGGCCAGGUGCCUGCCCACUGGCUCAGGAGUGCAUCCUCCAUUCUGCCCAUGAGCUGCACGAAGGCUUUGCCAAUUAAAGCAGGGCUUCUGAGACACUUGUGCUUUUGAUUGGAUGAGCGCAUGGGGGUUGAACCCCAGGCCCACACAGGGCUGGGUGAGUUCUGGCCUGGUCUUCCUGAGCCCCAGCGUCCCUUCCUCAAGUCAGACGUGAAAACACGGUCCCAGCUCUUCAAAGGCAGACACCCCACACUGCUGCAGCAGCCAGCAAAGCACUAAUGAUGUCCACAGCCUUGCCCACAGCGCCCACAGCAACCUGCUCUCCUUCCCUUCCCCUCCCAUCCCAUCCCACCUUAUCCCUCUGUAGCUGGAAUGCGCUUGUGCUCUCAAGCCAAAUGUUUGGAGAGAUGGGUAAUGUCAAGGGAAGCAUGUGUUUGAUUACCAUGACAGCAUUUCCUCCUUAGCACCUAUCGUGCCACUGCCCCAGCAGCAGCCCUCUCUGCAUGGUGGUGCUCUCGCCAGGGUUGCUUAGGGACUCCACAUGGCUCCAUCCCACUGCCAGAGAAAUGGGGGCUGGUGGGACCACUACCUCCAGGUUGUGGGUCCUGUCACAGCACUGCAUCCUGCCCUUGCUCCUGGCUGCACUCCAGGAGGCUCUUCUACCACCAUCGCCUCCUCUCAAGUGUAAAUCCUGCUGGGGUCAGCAUGUAUGUGCCUGUUCUUCCCUGCACUGUGUACUUGAGGAUUUCUAGCUCUCCUUCAGCAGCAGCGUAGGCCCCUAGGAUGCAGGCGAUGGAGGUCCUUGUCCUGCUUAGCCCUUCAUCUGCAAGGUUAACCAAACUGAGUGCUACCGGUUCCUUGAUCAAUCUUUUUGUGGCCUCAAGUUUGUGCUGCAUCAAGGCAGUUUGUCAGCAGAGCAAUGCUGGUUUGGGGUGGGGGAAUGUGAAGAGGGGGUGUCUGUCAUAUUGGCUAUUUAAAUCACAAGCUGAUGCUCCAGCCACUUGAGUGGCUCCUUGUGAGCUGGAUGGCAGGCAUGGCUGGACCCCUACCUCCCAGGAUGGCCCCUUCCUCCUAGCCCAGACAUGUGCAGCUGUGCCAGUGAUGCUCCAUGUCCCCUGCAUCACUACCCAGCAAAUGAGCUGAAAGGGAGCAUCUUGCCUUGCACAACUAUUUCUGCCCCUUCCUGCUGAGUGUAUUCUCUCACAAGAAGAGACUUUUGCUCAGUACCUUCCAGCCUGCCUGGUGUACCGGGCGAGCAAAGGCACCCCAAGCUGUUACACCCACAACUGCGGCUUACUGACCUCUCCACUGCUGAGCUCAGCCUCACAACAGGAUCUCCUAACAAUAGAGAAAUUGCAUUGGCUGGCAAGGGCUGUCUCCACUGCCCUGCUGACUUCAAAGCAAUUGCAGUCACCAUCACCUCCCUCCCUGAGUUAUGCAGCGAGGGAAGGAAUGCUACCGCAGCCCUCCUCACACUGAGGCCACCAGUGCAGGAAAUGUUGCAGUGCAAAGGCAGAGGCUCCACCAUUGCAGCUUGCUCAAAACUGGGCCUGGAAGUAACCACUUCUCCCCAUGCAAGAAGGCAGGCUCAGCAGGUUUGUGGCCCAGUACCUGAGAGGAUGCCAGCAGGAGGGACCGAGAUGCCAGGCACCCUAUGGAGACCCUACAACCUCUGUGCUGUGCUAGAGGAGAUGCUGGUACUUCCAACAAGCUCAGGCCUCUCCCUGACGAGUUCCCCAUGGCCACCAGUAGGAAAUGCAAAAGGAAACACUGGAAAUCGUUCUUUUCUAAGAGCUGGACACCUUCCCCUGGCUGCAUCACCCUCUGCCUAGGAGCAGGGCAAUGUUUGGGCUUUCCACUGCAGUGACCUGGUGAGACGCAGCAUCAUAAGGCAAGGUUGAGAGCUGAGCUGGUGCCUGUCCCAUCUGACCAGAUGGCCCAUGACCUUGCCCAGGAUGUGGGUGAGCUAGACUUGGUCUUUCUCCUGCCCAGAAGACUUUGUGCUCAACCACCCUGUCCCCUCAUCACUAGCUAGACCCUAGGCACUGUGGGAAGGGGUGGCACAGGGGGCCCAACCCCCAGCUCGGCUUUGAGGGGGAUGGGGGAGUAGGGCCACCCUGCGCUGCUCGCCCUGCUCAGCGCUGCUGGGGCUGUUGGGAGUGGGAAAUGUGAUGCACAAGUCCUGGGGCAUUAAAAGGCAGCCUAGGUCUCAGUAGGACUCAAGGGCACCCUGACACCAUCCCCAUGGUGGCAGCGGGUCCCAGCUGUCCACGCCGGCAUCCCUCCCCCACCACACUCGCACCCGCACGCGCAGGCCGGUGGCUCCGGCAUGCUUGACGCUGUGGUUGCCUUGGCAGGGCCCCUUGCACCACCGCAGCCCUCAAAGCACUGCCCGGACUGCACCUCUCGGCGGGGCGCGCGGCUCCCCGCUCGGGCGCCAGCGCCGCCACCCGUCCGCGGUGCAGGCAGCCAGGGUCUCAGCCAGCGCCCUUGCUGUCCACGCCUGGAGCAGGCGCCCGGCCGAGGCCGGCGGGACGCGUGCGGCCCCUGCCAGAAACCCUGAGGGCUCUGCCCAGCACGGGAGCAAGUGCCUGCGAGUAGCACCGUGUCCUUGGGCUCGCUGCAUCCUGGCCUGACUUGCCCUUGGCUGCCACGCUGUAGGAACGUGCCAGAGGUCUGUACCUUCUUGUUAUUUAUUGCUAUGACCGUGCCUUGAAUAAAAUGACUUCACCUA